Colletotrichum destructivum is the source of this 1944-nucleotide messenger RNA. RefSeq names its product Putative ribonuclease CAF1, ribonuclease H-like superfamily. The coding region runs from base 1 to 1944 and encodes 647 amino acids. Gene Ontology annotation, cellular component: cytoplasm. Gene Ontology annotation, biological process: nuclear-transcribed mRNA poly(A) tail shortening. NCBI's taxonomy places the organism in Eukaryota, Fungi, Ascomycota, Sordariomycetes, Glomerellales, Glomerellaceae. The record is from RefSeq and is a predicted model, not a curated record. Gene Ontology annotation, molecular function: RNA binding; poly(A)-specific ribonuclease activity. The transcript has 6 exons.
AUGGAAGUUACUACGGAGAACUUCUGGAGGCAGCUGCCUCGGAUUCUUCUGUCAAUCGCCAAAUCACAGUUUGUCGCCAUUGAUCUUGAGAUGACCGGGAUCACGGACAAGAACUCGGAAGAAAGACUCAGGAACCCGACGAAGCAGCAAAUCUACGAAUCCGCCAAAAACAUUGCAUCCACUUUCAACGUGUUCGAGCUGGGCAUUACUUGCAUCAUAUCCAAGCCAGAUGGCUCAUACACGACCGAGUCCUUCAGCUUUACCGUCAGCCCCUACCUGCAUGCCGACACCCGGAAUGACGAGACAUUCGUCAAGGACGUCGACAGAAGACUGUCAGUCUCGUACAACACUCUCAAGUUUUUGAGAAAGGAGAGGAUCCGAAUGGAGAAAAUCUACGACGAUUGCGUACCGUACCUCAGCCGUAAGGACGUUCGCAAGGCUACUGAGCGAAUGGAGAAGAAGAUGAAGCCGUGGAACACCAAAGAGCACCCUUACGACGAGGACGAAGAAGGCCUCUGCUUUUUCAGCGAAUAUAGACCCGAUGACAUCAAGGUUCUUAUCCCACCUUCGGAAAGCAAAAGACGGACCGAUGUCUAUCACCAGAUCGUCCGCAGCAAGGCCAAGGUGCUCGUUCCGCACAUGAGGUGUCGUACGUGGAACUAUGGCGCAACAGUGAUCGUCUACCUAGUGGAUGACGAAGAAGAAACAGACAGACACAAGUUCCUACAGGACCAGCUCACGGCCUCGUUGGCCAAGUACUCAGGGAUCCGGCUGGUCAUCGAAGCCCUUGCCGGUGGGGACUUUGCGGAACUGAUCGAUGCGGACCGCGUCGUAGAGGCAAUGUCAGUGUGUCCAGGCGAUGCGCAGAUACUAUGUCAGAAUGUACACCAGAUGCUUCAAUCAACAUUGGCAGCGCGCUCCGGGGACUCAUCAGAGAGCGAAGACCAGGACGCCUACAAUACGUCCCACACAUCCGACGAGUGGCCUUCCGAGCCUCUCUUGGAGCCCGACAACCCUUGGAGGCAACCUGAUUUUGUCGAUGACUGGCCAGCACCUGCAGGGACUGACCAGAAUAUCGACUCCUCUAACGGCUGGGGCGAUUGGGGCAGCCGGAGGCAAGUCAGCACCAGCAUCAACGGCCAUGAAGGAGAUGGCUGCAUAGCCCUUGGAGAGCCGAACCACUGGGAAAAGGUGUGCACAAGCGACGACGACGACGACGACGACCUGACUGCACAGACACUUGGCGAAAGAGUGGCGGAUGCCCUCAAAACAAUCGAGGACCAACUGAAGAGAUCACGGCCGGUCAUUGUCGGGCACAACCAGUUCAUGGACCUGUUGUUCUUGUACAACACUUUUGUCGACGACCUGCCCGCCACUUUGGACGACUUCUUGGCAAAGAUUCAUGAAUUGUUCCCCUACAUAUUGGACACGAAGCUAAUGGCAAUCAAACACCAAGCGAUCGAGGGCGAAGACCCCUUGAUUGACCUAUACGACAGGCUCAGCGACCACAAGGCAAUGCCGCACAUAGAUUGGCCGCCCGGAUAUGGCUAUGGCCGCAGUGACACAGCUCAUCAAGCCGGCUUCGAUAGCUACAUGACGGCAACCGUCUUCCUACGACUGGCCUGCAGGUUGGCGUACGAGAACCUGACGGGCGGCGGCGACGACGAACAGAUUGGCCAGCGGAUGAAGUUGUUUUACAGCAGAGAGUGGCUAUCAGCCAUUGGACGCAACCCCGAUCACUUUGAGGGCCCGAGAGCCUCCAGCCCCGGUUGGCCGGAGUCGUCGGAUACCGAUGAUACGGGAGUCAACCAACCCGAAUGGGACGAUGCCGCAUUUGACUUGGUCCGGAACACAAUCCGAAUUGCGCCCCGGAGAACGGUCUACCUUGGACAGCGAGGAGAGAGCGAGGCUCUCAAGACACGGGCACGCGGAAAUCCUUGGUAG